AGCGCUCUCCUCACAACGUUUUGACCCGCUUGCAGGUGCGCACGCAUUCCAUUUUCGUUACUCGCGUAAAUUUGUGAUCGCGCCGCGAAAGCAAAAAAAAAAUGCCGGCCGAUUCGGAACUAAAUUCGGUGCUCAUCCGGCGACAGGAGAUAAACGAGGCACUCGACAGCGGCCACGAGGUCAAAAUCAAGUACAGGGUGGUGAACAUUUUCACCGAGUUCCACGAGUUUUCGCGCAAAGAGAUCAAAAACUACGAGGCGACCUUCAAAAAGUUCAACACGAACAAAGACGGUUAUUUGAGCUUGGACGAACUGAAACGUAUGAUGGAAGUCCUCGGGGCGCCCCAAACUCACCUCGGUCUCAAGGCAAUGAUCAAAGAGGUAGACGAAGAUAACGACGGGCGGUUGUCCUUUCACGAGUUCAUGAUGGUGUUCCGCAAGGCGCGUGCGGGGGAGCUUGAUGAAGAAUCGGGAUUGGGUCAGCUGGCCCGUCUGGCGGAGGUCGACGUCGAGAAAGUAGGCGUCACGGGGGCCAAGGAAUUUUUCGAAGCCAAGAUCGGCGAACUGUCGAAGAAGAGCAAAUUCGAAGAGGAAAUACGCCAGGAACAGAACGAACGGAAGCGGAUGGAGGAGGAGAGGGCGACGAGGAGGCAAGAAUUCCUGCAAAAGGCGUCGGUAUUCAAGACGGCUUAGAGGUUCUUUUAAAAAUGUUAAUAUGUAGCAAUUUAGGGACGAUAUGGUUAUUUGAUGUUUUAGUCUCUUAUAAUUUUUUUAUUAUUACUUUGACUGAUAGUAAUUUAGGGUAUAAAUCAUAUUGAUCGGGUGCCCGCUCACGUUACCAUUUAAAACUGGCGCCUAAACCAAGGACGAAUUUAGACAUGUAAAUGUAUAGUUUUUCUAGUAAUUGUGUAAAUAUUACGACUACUUGGUAAAUAA
This is a messenger RNA of Cylas formicarius (sweet potato weevil), 935 nucleotides long. RefSeq names its product EF-hand domain-containing protein D2 homolog (gene Swip-1). Lineage: Eukaryota; Metazoa; Arthropoda; Insecta; Coleoptera; Brentidae. The record is from RefSeq and is a predicted model, not a curated record. Bases 102 to 692 code for a protein of 196 amino acids. The transcript has 4 exons. Gene Ontology annotation, molecular function: calcium ion binding.